This is a messenger RNA of Lepidothrix coronata (blue-crowned manakin), 7548 nucleotides long. RefSeq names its product coiled-coil domain containing 14 (gene CCDC14). Gene Ontology annotation, biological process: protein localization to centrosome. The record is from RefSeq and is a predicted model, not a curated record. Gene Ontology annotation, cellular component: centriolar satellite. Bases 43 to 2856 code for a protein of 937 amino acids. The transcript has 13 exons. Lineage: Eukaryota; Metazoa; Chordata; Aves; Passeriformes; Pipridae.
GGCCCGUUAUUGGCGGGCGCGGGCUGGGGCGGGGCCAGGGCCAUGGCCGCCGCGGGGGCUGCGCGGCCGCGCAAGGGUUUGUCCUCUGGAAGGCUGUCAGGAGCAGUUAAACUAACAAAUGGAAGAAAACAGUUUGGCUUAAGGAGAGGAUGUUAUACUGAUGCAGAAUUCUUUUCCACGGACUCUGACAAUCAGGUUGAUGCUAUCCAUGAUGGACUUGACCAGUGUGCAGCUUUACUGAAGAAUUUCAUACAAAAUGGGGCUACAGGAAAGGAGGCUGUCCAUAAACAACCUGGGAAAGCACCUACUUCCAAGCCUUUGCUAACCAAAGGAAAUACUUCCAAGAAGAAGGGGUUAACAAGAAAUGUUACUCCUGCUCCUGUCCGAAAAGAAAUUCUGCCAAUAUCAAAUAGAAAAUUUGCUUCGUCCACCACACCUUCUGCUGAGAAAGAACUUUCCAGUGCAGCACAGAAUCAGAUGGUUCAACCUAUUCAUGUGCCUUGCAGUCAACACUCUCCUGUGAUGUAUCAGAAACUGUGUGAGCAUGUGGAAACUCAGAUGUCUCUGAUAACUGGCCAACCACCACAGGAGAGUAAUGAAAUUCCUACUAUAACUCCUUCUCCUACCUCAAAUCAGGGAUGUCAAAAUGUUGCAGCUUUUAAUUAUCUGUUACCUUUGUCCACAUCAGGACUGUCCCUGCAGCAUUCAGCUAAUCCCUUAACUACUCAGUCAGGUGUUCCUGUAGAUAGUGCCAGUGGAUGUGUGCCAGAGAUGGGAGGACCUGUGGUUUUCCCAGUAGUUUCUGCUGCUCCUGCUGUACAAGUGCAGUCUGGCACUGCUCUUCCUAGUGUGGUCCCUUGUAUAGCACCAGGUCCUUCGAUCCCUACAGUGCCUACAUUGAUCCCAGCAUCUUCUGCCAGAGAGAUGACCCCAAGCCAAGAGCAUCAGAUAAAAGAAGCAGAUUUGAUAAGGUGCAUACAAGCUCACCUGGCCCUGUUACAAUCACGUGAGGGACUGAAUGGCAGCACUGAACAGAGGUGUCAUCAGCAUUGUCCAGCACAACAUGAUGGCUCAAGUGACACGGAGGAAGAUACUCCUGAAGAGCACAGUGAGGAUGUGGUCAGUGAGGAAGAUGAAUUGAAUGUCCUUGACAUAGCUCCGGUGAGAGAUACAGGCUGUAGGACAAGUUGUGUGAAGAAAGUUCUAAAAUCUAGAAGAGAAAGUCCAGAAGAAACAGCUCAUAAAGUUAUGACUGUAAAAUAUCUUAUGGGUGAACUCAGAGAACUGAUAACAGAUCAAGAUGAUCCAGAAAUGCUGAGGUUGAUGAGUGAAAUAGAAGGUUGCAUAUCAUUGCUCCCCGCUGUAGUGGGAAGUACAAACAUCCAAGCUGAAAUAGCACUGGCUUUACAGCCUCUCAGGAGUGAAAAUGCCCAGCUGCGCAGGAGACUAAGAAUAUUAAACCAGAAACUCAGGGAACAAGACACUAGUGAGAAGAAAUCUGGACAGAGCUGCAAUUAUGAAUUAGUUUCUUUGCAGUCCUUGAAUAUGAUGCUCCAGAGUCAAUUGAAAGAAUCGCAGAAAGGCCUUGAUUCACUGCAGGCUAAAAAUGAAGAACUUCUUAAAAUAGUAGAAAGUCAGAAGGAAGAAAAUAAACAUCUUGCAAAAGUUAUUCAAGAUAAAGAAGAAGAAUUGCUUGAAAACAAACAGCAUUAUGACAUUCAUUCCACCAAGCUCAAGAUUGAAGUGGAAGAAGCAUUAGGAAAUGUGAAGAGCCUUCAGUUUAAGCUGGAAGCUUCAGAGAAAGAAAAUAAGAUUUUGGGCAUAACAUUACGUCAGCGGGAUGCCGAGGUUAAGAGACUGCGGGAAUUAACCAGAACCUUGCAGGGCAGUAUGGCCAAGCUUCUGUCUGAUCUCACAGCGGACAACGUCAGACCCAAACCUGAAAAAGCUCUCUCAAAGUCUCUUUUGGAAGACCACGAAAAGCAGAUGCAACCUGAGCCAUUUCCUGGGAGUACUGCAGUAAUGACUUACCUUAAAAAAUUAGAAAUGGAUCAUAUUUUGAUAGAUACAGAUCUUCAAUUCGCAAAUGAAAGUGGAAACAUGGAAAUGCAAAAUCUGGCCUAUGAAAAGUUUGAUGCUGAAGGAAGUAAAAUAAACAGUACAUUCAAAGAAGAAGGAACAUCAGCUCCCAGAGCACUACAAACUUCAUUGAACCAAGACGCAGAAACAGUUAGUGAUUCUGGGACUUUACUAGAUGACCAAAACAAGUUGGAUGAGACAAUUUAUAUUCCAUUGACUAGCAGUGCCUCUAAAAAACAGCAGCCAGUCUCUGAAAGAACUGGUGUGCUACCCCAGAGUAGAGGGGCUUGUAAAACUUUGGAUUUCUGUGAGCUCCCAAGUUCUGUGCCGCAGUGUGGAUGUGAGCUGUCAAAGGAUCCAACUGUACUGGAUAAGUUAAGUGCUGGGUACAGUGUGAAAAAGACUGUGGAAAACACUCUUGAAGUUACAGGGGAUAAAGCAAAGUUGGAAGGAGACAAAGUCCAAAUGAGAUCAAAAGUCAUUCCAAGUGGAGCUGCUAAAGAUUCCACAGAUAAACCAGACCAACCUCAGCCUGGUACAUACCCUCGUGUAUCAAUGCCAUUUCCAACAGAGAUUUCUCAGAGAAAAGGUAGUAAACCAGCUGAUUUUAGUUGCAUUUCAUUUGAUGGUUUAUCAGUGAGGUCUGAGUGGAGUGCAACCUCUUUCUCAACAUUUACUUCUCGAGAUGAAGAGGACUUUAAGAAUAGUUUAGCAGCCUUGGAUGCCAACAUAGCCAAGUUACAAAGGACUCUGCAGAGUAACAUCAGGAAACAAUGAUUAUGAGGAGGGGAAAUGGGCUGCCCUUGUUCGGAAAAAUUAGGUUUUUCUAAAGUAUAUUAAUAAGUAUGGUGCAGAUAUGUAUAUUUGUAUGUAAUAACUUGUGCUUAGCUGUUUCAGCUAUGGAUAGAAUUUGUUCCUCAUUAAGCUGUGGCACUGUUUCCCUUGAUGUGUACAACUUGAAAUAACUGGCUUUUUAUAUAAGAUAUAAAUAGUUUGGGGGUUUUUUAAUUAUUACUUAGGUUUAUACUCUUUACUUGCAAAAUUAAUUAUACUUGAAAAUUAAAUGUACUUGUUUACUCAUGGGUUUUUUUUCCUUCCCCUAAGAACUGUUGCAAGGUGCUAUACAUGAGCAAGAGGUUCCACAGGUAGAGGCCAGGGAAGAGCUGUCUACAGAGCAGCAGGAAUGCUGAGAGUUACAGUUGCUAAGUCAGGAUCAUGCUAUUCCAAAAAUAAAUGCAGCCAUCAUAUGGGAUUUGUAGUGUAUGGUAGAUCAUAUAAAAUACAUGAAGUAAUCCUUUUUCACUCAUCACUGAUAAAACUCAGUUUUCUCUUUGGACCAUUUUCCUCAAAGGAAGAAGUUGAUGGAGAGUUCAGGUGAGAGGAAGAGAAGAACUAUCAAAGUUCUGUUGCUUUCUACAGUUCUGUUUUAGGUUAUACUUUUACUAAUGUUUGAUUUUUAUCUAAAGUAAAAGAAUAUAGAACCCGUGGAUAAACACAGAACAAACAGGCUGACGCUGAGAAACAGAAGCAGCACAGCUGACACAAAGGAGACAAAUGAGGAAUUAGUGAAAGCUGGCAAACCAGUGCAGUUAGCAAAGCACCAGAAUGUACAGUGUGAGGAAGGCAUGGAAAUUCCACAGUUGUUGAGAUGUCAAACAUCUACUGGGCAUAAAUACAGAGAGUCUGGACUGAAUCACCCAAAUUGACUCUCACAGGAAUGGGAGCGGAAGGGGGAAUGAUUCCAGUCCGCUGUUCUCCCCGACAGGCCUUUCCACAUCUCAGUCUCAAGAAUAUGCAUAACAUAAAUGUUUAAGGUACAGGUACAGGAAGGUGGUGUUAUUGCCACCAUUCUGCUCCUCUUGUGCUCUUAGCAGUGCUUCAGUGCUGUUUUUCAGGGAAAAUAUCUUUGGAAAAGAAACAGCAAUAUAAGGACCUGAAUUUAAGAUUGCUCUUUCUGCAGCAUUGCUUUUUUUUUUUUCCUAGAAAACAUUGCUGUGCUUCCUGGUACUGUUUUCUUGUAUGUUUCCAAGUAGAAGAAGAGUCCCUCAUGGUUAGUUGCUUGAAUGAACACAUUUUAAAGUCCAUGCAUUGUGCUGGGAAGCAGUUCUGUGAUUAUUUUAGUUACUGGUAACUGAGUCAUACAAAGGUAUGAAGACAACACAUACUACAGAAGAUGCCAACUGGCACUCCUGCUUCGAAAAAGGAAAGUUAGACUAAAUAGUGACUUCAGUGAUUUAGAAUGCUUUUAAGGCUUGGCCUGGAUUUCUUGGUGCUCUCCAUGCUCCUUGUGUUCACAUUCAAUAUAAGGUUGAUGGUAUGAAAGCUUUAAUUAAAUAUCUACAAGCAGUUUCAGUGUAGAAGCUAAGCAAGAUUUAAACUAUUAUUACGGUGGAGAUUAAAGACAAGCUACAAUAAAUUCUAGUCUUUAAAACUCAUAAGAAAGUUGAGGAAAGAUGGGAAGAAUAUUAAUUAAUAGACAAACUAAUUCAGUUUUCUUCUUGCAGCUAGGACUUUCUCCAUUUGAAGGAGGGUAUUUGUCCUGGCCAAAGAUAGUUGCAAUCUGCAUAAGGCAGCUGUGGUGUCAGGAUACUUAAGCUCGUUGUUCUUUGGUUGAGAACAUUUACAUUCACUUUUGUCUCAAUGAGGGAAGAUGUUACACCAUCUUACUCCUGUCCUGUUCGUUGUCACAAAGUCAGUCCUAUCAAAGCAGGAGAUGACUACUAGAAAACCCUCUUGUGGAUAAUGACGUAUCAGCAGGUUUGAAAUGUGUAUCCGCUUGCAAGGAGGAGAAGCUUAGAAGAAGAAACAGGAAGGAGACAACGUCUUUAAUGUGGUUCUUUGUUUUGUACUCAAACAUGUCAAUCAGAACUAUAGCAUCCUAAUGAAUUAUAAAACUUCCCGUGUAUGGGCAUUAUGAAUGUGCACUGUUGUGGAAGCAAAAUUCAACAAGAUCAAAUAUCUAAGUCUCUUAAAGCUGGGAAAGGCUUCUAGGAUUCAACCCAAAACAGGGCAUUGAAUCUGUGGAAAUCAACAUAACUGGUGUUCUCAUAGCCUCAACAGAAGGCUUACAAACUCAUUCUUUUAAUGUGUGUAUGUAGUAAAUAAUCCCUACAGAAAAUAAAGGCAAUCCUAAAUUUGCACAUUUUGUCACAUGUUUUUACCACUCAAAUUUGCAGUCUUGCAAGUACAUCCUAAAUAAGAUCCCAAAUGACUGAGUAGAAAGAAAUUUUUAUAUUUGGUGCAUAAAACAGUUUAAGUUAUUCUUAUUCCUAUAAUAAGGAGGUAAAAUUCACUAUGGACCAAAGGCAUCACUUCUGUCAACACCAAUGCUUGGAACAUUGGAGUAGCUCAAGCUGCAGCACAUAUUUCUGCCCUUCACUGAUCAGGAUAUGAUGAAUUGGGAGUUACUAGGAUUCAUCCUUGUUGCACACAUGUAGUCCUUAGGCCUGUAUCUUUCAUUGACUCAGUUACAUUCCUGAUUUAGGUUACAUUCCUGAGUUACAUUUAAGAACCUUUCACUGUGAUCCAAUUGUUUGAGCUGCCUGGCUAGAUUCCAAUGCCAAACUUUGUUUCCCCAGCAGCUAAAAACUGUAACUUUCUAUUUGGAAGCAGGACAGAAUUUUUACCUGUGUAAAUCCAGCACUCACACCAACCACCCCAAUAAGAGCAAUACAAUCUUCAUUUGACAUCUGGUUUUGGACACAUCCCUACAAUGAGGUAGAGGAGUCAAACUGUAUCUGCAACAGAAUUCAAACUCCCUUUUUGUUUCAGGUUUUUUAAGGAUGCUUUAGGAGAGCUUGCAAGAGGCAAGAGAAUGCAAUAAUGAAUUGAGCCACUAUGUCAGCUAUAUGAGUCAUUUUCGUGUUGCACAUGAAAUUUUGCAGUUGUUUCUAAGGAACAAAUAAAAGGUAGUCUUUAAAUUCAGUUAGAUAUAUUGUGUAAGGCCUUCCUCAGACCUGAGGGAUCAGACAAAGGGCAGCCAGCUGUGGAGCCUGUUUCUGUAGCCAGGCUAUCACUCGUGUAAACAGCUAUGAGAUGUUUGGGGCAGUUUUGAAAGGAACCAUCUCCUGUGCGUCUCAAAGCCUGUUCUUCCACACCUGCUGUUUUACCAGGGUCAUGAGAAAAACAGCUUAAGAUUUUCUUCCACUGCAUUGUAAGUACUUAUAGUGUAUUUUCAGGAUUUGCAAAGAUCUAUGGUUGAACCUUAUGAUGCCAAAUUGAGAAAAGCACAACUAGUUGGGCUGAGGAAUUUAUCACAGGUGGCUACUUGAUCAUACAGCUCAACAAGUAUUCAGCAAGACUUUCCAGUUUGGCCAGAAAAGCUGGUUUCAGGUUCCAUCCAUCACUGUAUCAGCCUCCAAAUAAAAAGGAUAUAUGAAACUGCUCUGCUCAACAUGAAAUCAUUAUUCUAUGUUCAGCAAUAGCUGCUGUGAAUCAUUUCUUCUGUUGCAAGGAUAAACUUAAAAGUAACAGCUCAGCAGCUACAAUAUCAGUGAUCAUGAUUAGAUAUUAGGAAAAAAUUCUUCACUAUGAGGGUGGUGAGACACUGAAACAGGUUUCCCAGAGAAGUUGUGGAUGCCCUAUUCCUGGAGGUGGUCAAGGCCAGGUUAAACGAUGCUUUGGGCAACCUGAUCUAGUGGAAGGUGUCCCUGGCCAUGGCAGGGGGUUGGAACAAGAUAAUCUUUAAGGUCCCUUCCAACCAAACAAUUCUGUGAUUUUAUGUGGCCUCCUCUAGAUUUUUCUUGUAAACACAAAAGUUACAGGAGUUUCAUUUUUACAAAGCAUAUUCUGUGAAGUUGACAUCUGCACUUCUCGGUGGUGUGGAAAGAAAGGAACUCUUAAAACACAUUUCAUCAAGCUCUUAACAGUCAUUUUCUUUUUAUGAACACUUUUCCUUAUGGAAAAUAGAAAAGAGUGGACAAUACUGAAUACCUGAGUUUAACCUGUAUAUAAUUCCCUCCUCUGACUUCUUGAGCAAUAAAUGCCUGUAGUCCGGUGUCCCACUCCAAGAACUGGGGAAUGGUAAUGGCUCCCUGCAGACACAGAGGAUUGCUGUCUUACUACUGUGUCCAAUUCCAUCAGAAACUUCAUAGGGAAUUAAAGAUUUGCUGAAGUGAAGCCAGUGCUGCAUCUGUGUGUGUAAAUAAGCUACCUGGGACACCGAUUGUGGUCAAGUGGCAACAUCAUGCAGUUAUGUAUGAAAGGAAGGUUUUACAGCUCAAUAUUUUACAAAAUAAAUAAAUAAAAAAAAACCCUAGGGAAUUCUACUGGUGCCUCAAGUACAUUUCUUAAGUCACUGACUUACUCAGGCAUUCUUAACAAGGGUGAUUUUUUUUUCCUUAGAAGGGAAAGAAACAUUUCCCUUGUUAGAUCAGAGAAACAGAUGAAGGAAAAAAAAUUAAAAAAACAAUCAUAGAUUUAGUCACUGCAAUGAUCCCCAAAUAGUGCAGAGAAAUAUUCAAGUUUGAA